AUGCCUCGUCGCUUGGUUCCCUCUCCAUUUACUCUCAAUCGAUUCACCGUUGUCCAAGUCCGCUAUAAUAGCACUGUCGGCACUGGCGCGCGUGGUUCGGUAAUCGACACCCAACACGUCCCCGCACCGGGAGCAGGUCAUAUCAAGGUCCUUCUAUUAAACAGACCAGAAGCCAGGAAUGCUAUUUCACGAGAGUUGCUGGACAGCUUAACCAAACAUGUCAAUUCAAUUGAUGCUGAAAAUGGGAAAGGGCCUACGCGGGCUUUGGUUCUCGCCAGCAACAUAGAUGCGGCAUUCUGCGCUGGCGCGGACCUGAAGGAGCGGGCCAAGUUCACGAGAGAAGAGACCGAAGCAUUCCUCGCCCAACUCCGACAAACAUUCACAAACCUUGCUGCCCUCCCAAUCCCAACCAUCUCAGCCAUCUCUUCAAUGGCUUUAGGCGGCGGCCUCGAGCUCGCCCUGUCCACUAACCUUCGUGUCUUUGGCUCGACGAGUAUUGUGGGUUUGCCUGAAACCCGACUCGCCAUUAUUCCUGGGGCUGGGGGAACUUAUCGGCUACCCAAGCUCAUUGGUGAAAGCCGGGCGCUUGACAUGAUUCUCACUGGUCGGAGAGUUAGUGCGGCAGAGGCUUACUUCAUCGGGCUCUGUAAUCGACUGGUGGAGGUCAGCCCUGAGGAAGCCGCCCAACCAGGCGCAGCGAGGGAAAAAGUUAUACAAGAGACCAUAAAGCUUGCCCUGGAUAUUUGUGAAGGUGGUCCCAUCGCGUUGAUGCAAGCCAUGAAGGCAGUUCGUGGGUUUGAAAAGGGAGCGGAGGCGGAAAACCAGGCCUACCUAGGCGUUGUGGGGACGGAAGACCGAUUCGAGGCGCUCAAAGCCUUUGCGGAAAAGAGGAAACCGUGCUUCAAGGGCAGGUGA
Molecule: messenger RNA, 915 nt
Organism: Histoplasma mississippiense
Lineage: Eukaryota; Fungi; Ascomycota; Eurotiomycetes; Onygenales; Ajellomycetaceae
Product: mitochondrial methylglutaconyl-CoA hydratase
Exons: 2
Coding region: 1-915 (304 amino acids)
Biological process (GO): fatty acid beta-oxidation
Cellular component (GO): mitochondrion
Molecular function (GO): enoyl-CoA hydratase activity
Source: RefSeq, a predicted model, not a curated record